AUGAAGGGACUUUCAGUACUUGGUCUUGGCCUUCUCUUUGCCAUCAUCACCGAGACAUACUGCACCCCCGGGGGUCUUGGUCCACAGGAAUUUGCAGGACCCGGAGAACAGGCCUUGGUUGAGGAGAACAGAGACGCCAUUAUCCGUAAGUUACCGUCUUUCGUGGAGGGACCUUUUGGACCCCUGAAGGCUCUGGUGUUUAAAAAGCAGGUUGUGAAGGGCACAAAUUAUUUUAUCAAGGUUAAAAUGCAAGGUGUUCAGCCCCGUUACUUACAUGUGAAAAUUUACACUGGUUUAAACAACCGAAGUAAAGUGGAAGAUGUCAUAUUCGUGGCUCAGUAUGAUCCAAUAGAAUACUUUUAAAGACAAGGAG
This is a messenger RNA of Saccostrea cuccullata (small rock oyster), 373 nucleotides long. RefSeq names its product cystatin-A-like. The coding region runs from base 1 to 363 and encodes 120 amino acids. The transcript is spliced from 3 exons. The record is from RefSeq and is a predicted model, not a curated record. Lineage: Eukaryota; Metazoa; Mollusca; Bivalvia; Ostreida; Ostreidae.